GAGCACGCCGGAGAAGGAUGACGCCGCACGAGCUUCAGGUGCGGCGUGUGUGGCUCCACGCUCUGUCAGCCAGGUCGGAAGAGGGUGCGUGCCGCUGGGAGCCGGCCGCUGUCCGCCGAGGCGGCAUGGAGCUGACCGGGCCGGGCGGCUGAAGCCGGGGAGCGCGGCCGCUGUGGAGAACGCCCGCCCCCCGGAGGCGUCGUUGUCCGUGACCGCUGAGAGGUGGGCGCCGGGGCUGCGAUGGGGCUGCGGUGGCCGCCGACCUGGGCCGCGCCGCUGCUGCUGCUGCUGGUGCUCGGGUCGGUCCCCGGAGCCAGCUUGCAGGAGGAUGCCACGGACUGGAGGGCCACGCUCAAGACGAUCCGCAACGGCGUGCACCGCAUAGACACGUACCUGAACGCGGCCUUGGACCUGCUGGGCGGCGAGGAUGGGCUGUGCCAGUACAAGUGUGCCGACGGAUCUAAGCCUGUCCCUCGCUAUGGCUAUAAACCUUCACCUCCAAAUGGAUGUGGCUCUCCAGUGUUUGGUGUUCAUCUUAACAUCGGCAUCCCUUCGGUAACAAAGUGCUGCAAUCAUCACGACAGAUGCUAUGAGACCUGUGGCAGCACCAAGAAUGACUGUGACGAGCAGUUUCAUUAUUGCCUCUCCAAGAUCUGCCGAGAAGUGCGGAAAACACUGGGACUGGGACAGAAUGUGCAAGCUUGUGAAUCGGCGAUGGAGCUCUUGUUUGACGGUGUUAUACACUUAGGCUGUAAGCCCUACCUGGACAGCCAGAGGGCUGCCUGUAAGUGCCGCUAUGAAGAGAAAACUGACCUUUAGAAGAGGCCUCUGACGAACAGCACCUGCAGCCAGAGAGGAGCCCGCUGCUGACAGAUCCAGGGUGCUGUGACCUGUGAAAGCGCCUACUGUUUGUCAGUGGCUUUUUUAGAGGAACCUGAAAGUUUGUUUUGCCAUUAAAACCUCAGCUAUUUGAAGAGAGGCUGCUUGGUCUGGUAGAAAGAGCCAGGAGGUGCUGGGCUUGGUGGCUGUGGGGCUGUGGGCGGGUUAUUUCUGACCUGCUCUGUGGCUGCGGGCAAGUUGUAACUUCUGAGCCUUGAUGUCCUCACCUGUCAGUGAGGAUGAUAUUUAUAGUGCCUUCUUCACGAGCUGUUUGUGAGGAAUGUGCUUUGUGAACCCUUCAAGCACUAUGGAAAUGUGAGUUAUUUUCACGCAUACACCCUCACAUUUGAAACAACCUCUUAUAAAAAUUGCGCUGUCAUGUAUAUUACCGUUUUGCCUUGUUGUGCCAAACUACUGUGACUGAAGGUGAGACAGAUCAUGUAGGAACUUUGAAAAGACAGAAGCAGGUAACUGCAGAAUUCCUGUGAAACUAUAUCCCUCUCCCCCUUGAAAAAGGAGGUCAAAUUUAAAAGUUCAAUGUAAUUUAGGCUGAUAAGAAAGGAGAGAAACCUUACUUUGGAAGAAGAUUAGUUUACUAUAAAACCUUAAUUGCACUUUGAUGCUUUGAAGGAUCUAAAUGUAUUGUUUUUCUUUCAUUAAAUGUUACGUCAUCUGUUCCCUUUUGCAAUAAAUUUAGUAUAUUAACCAAACCAUGCCAUAGUAAGAGUACAUUUAGGCUCAGGGACAGGGUUUUUGUGUAUCCAGUGCAUAUCUGCUUCUCUUGUGAGAUUGAAAGUGUAAACAGGUACACCUUUAGAGGACAGUAACUGCAAGUCUAAGCAUUAUCCACCUAAGCAAGCAUAGAAGAAUAACACUUUAUCUAACAAGAACAUGAAGCACAGCCACUCACAUCUGUUGAAUUACUUCUUUUAAGAAUAUUAAAUGUAAAUGUUUAUUUUUCUAAGCACUUUGCGUGUUGACUAGAGUUCUAGUUUGGAGAGAGAAUGGAUUCUGGUGGAUUUAAUGAUUAAGUUGCUUGUGUUAAUAUACUUACAUAAAGCCAUGUUAUAAACUUAUGUCUUGGGUUUUUGAUUCUUAUUUCUAUUAAUAUUUUUUAUCAUAAAUUCAGGCUAAUCUUAGUUUUAAUAAAAAUUUGUUUUGCCA
Molecule: messenger RNA, 2043 nt
Organism: Trichosurus vulpecula (common brushtail)
Lineage: Eukaryota; Metazoa; Chordata; Mammalia; Diprotodontia; Phalangeridae
Gene: PLA2G12A
Product: phospholipase A2 group XIIA
Exons: 4
Coding region: 241-819 (192 amino acids)
Biological process (GO): phospholipid metabolic process; lipid catabolic process; arachidonate secretion
Cellular component (GO): extracellular region
Molecular function (GO): calcium ion binding; A2-type glycerophospholipase activity
Source: RefSeq, a predicted model, not a curated record